AUGGCUUUGAGUAUUUUCUGCCUGAUUGAAGCCUGCAUUUUGAUGCUUAAUGCACUAGCUAUUCUCAACCCCAAAUAUUUUUUACGAAAAUACAGCUUGGACUCAAUUGAACAAUUUGAUUUGCCGUCGGCGCCAUGGAAAAAGCAGCUGGCUUUUUUGCUUUACUCGGCAAGGACAUAUGGAAGGGUUCCUUUGAUUUUCUUUAACUUGAUGAUCAUAUCUCUGGAACUGCUUAUAGGCUAA
This is a messenger RNA of Blepharisma stoltei, 243 nucleotides long. Lineage: Eukaryota; Ciliophora; Heterotrichea; Heterotrichida; Blepharismidae. The record is from the annotation of a GenBank genome assembly.